Messenger RNA from Populus trichocarpa (black cottonwood), 1965 nucleotides. Its product is annotated as DUF21 domain-containing protein At4g14240. Gene Ontology annotation, biological process: magnesium ion homeostasis. The transcript is spliced from 13 exons. Gene Ontology annotation, cellular component: intracellular membrane-bounded organelle. The record is from RefSeq and is a predicted model, not a curated record. The coding region runs from base 133 to 1635 and encodes 500 amino acids. NCBI's taxonomy places the organism in Eukaryota, Viridiplantae, Streptophyta, Magnoliopsida, Malpighiales, Salicaceae.
UGUUUUUCAUUUUUCAUUUUUUCCUUUCCUGUCUCCGUCUCUCGACUCCUUGGACUCGGUGUAUCUAUCUCACAGAGAAAAACUGGGAUCCAAAAUUAAAUUAUAAUUUAAUUAGUGAUUAUUUAUUUAAAGAUGCAGCUGAUAAAUGCGGUGAUGGCGACGAGGAUGUUGACGGUGUUAGCUCAAUCAAACGGAGAAGAUGGAAUUCCGUUUGGAUCGGUCUCAUGGUUUGUGUACGCAGGAAUUUCUUGCUUCCUCGUUAUCUUCGCGGGUAUCAUGUCUGGUCUUACCUUAGGCCUCAUGUCUCUCGGCCUUGUAGACCUCGAGAUUCUUCAACGUAGUGGCACUUCUACCGAGAAAAAACAAGCUGCUGCAAUUCUUCCGGUUGUUCAAAAGCAGCAUCAGCUUCUGGUGACUCUGCUUCUAUGUAAUGCUAUUGCUAUGGAGGCUCUUCCUAUAUACUUGGAUAAGCUUUUCAAUCAGUAUGUUGCUAUUAUACUUUCUGUGACUUUUGUGCUAGCUUUUGGGGAGGUUAUUCCACAAGCAAUAUGCACCAGAUAUGGACUUGCUGUAGGUGCCAACUUUGUAUGGCUUGUGCGAAUUUUGAUGAUAACUUGUUAUCCAGUUGCAUAUCCCAUUGGAAAGGUUCUGGAUUGUGUGUUAGGACAUAAUGAAGCAUUAUUUAGGCGGGCUCAAUUAAAAGCUCUCGUUUCCAUCCACAGCCAGGAGGCUGGCAAGGGUGGUGAACUCACACACGAUGAGACAACAAUUAUUAGUGGGGCACUAGAUUUGACUGAAAAGACUGCUGAAGAGGCUAUGACACCUAUUGAAUCAACUUUCUCCCUAGAUGUCAACUCGAAGUUGGACUGGGAGGCAAUGGGAAAAAUUCUUGCCCGGGGUCAUAGCCGAGUUCCUGUGUAUUCCGGGAAUCCAAAAAAUAUCAUUGGACUUCUUCUGGUGAAAAGCCUUCUCACUGUUCGACCUGAAACAGAGACCCCGGUUAGUGCAGUUUCUAUCCGAAGAAUUCCACGGGUUCCAUCUGAUAUGCCUCUGUAUGAUAUACUGAAUGAGUUUCAAAAGGGUAGCAGUCAUAUGGCAGCUGUUGUGAAGGCCAAGGGGAAAAGCAAGGAUCUCCCGCCAGCAAUUGACGGAGAAGAACAGGAAGGAAGCAAAGUAACUGGCAGGGAUUCCCAAUUGACUACUCCAUUACUGUCCAAGCAAGAUGAGAAGUCAGAUAGCGUUGUUGUGGAUAUUGACAGGGUUUCAAGGUCAAGUAGGCAUCCUUCUUCACAGCGCAAUGAUACUUCAACAAAUGGAUUGCCCCAGCUAUCAGAGGAUAUUGAAGAUGGUGAAGUAAUUGGCAUCAUCACCCUAGAAGAUGUAUUUGAAGAACUUCUGCAGGAAGAGAUUGUGGAUGAAACAGAUGAAUAUGUAGAUGUACAUAAAAGAAUCCGUGUGGCAGCAGCUGCAGCUGCUUCAUCUGUGGCACGGGCGCCGUCAAGUCGAAGGUUAACAGCCAAUAAGGGAGCUGGAGGACAAAUUAAGUCAGGGCAAACACUGAAGAAAUCUGAGAAUGAUUCAAGUGCCACAAGGUUACAAGGAACAGCUGGUGAGCCUUUUUCUUGGAAACAAUAGGUAAAUAGUUUAUAAGUACGUACUUUGGCAAUAAUCCUGAAAAGAGUUUGUGUUUUGGUCUGCCCCGUAACACUAAGAACUAAAUGCCUGUAAUAUAGCAACACAAGUUUUGUUUAUAUUUGAUAACAUUUUCUUUAAACUAUUUUCUUUUCCAUUAUACUUGAUCUGGAAUUGUGCUUAGAAACAUAAAUGUGGAGGACUUAGAACCUCUUGGUAGCCCCCCAUUAGUUUUUGGAAUGUAUUUACAUGACAAUAUAUUCCAGAUCAUAAUAAGGCAUGUACCAUAGCGUUGUGAUGUCAAUAUGACUUGUAUUUUUUGGUUUUAGUUCU